Messenger RNA from Drosophila serrata, 1147 nucleotides. RefSeq lists its product as uncharacterized. Lineage: Eukaryota; Metazoa; Arthropoda; Insecta; Diptera; Drosophilidae. The record is from RefSeq and is a predicted model, not a curated record.
UACCUUGACCUUUUGCGUCAAAUAUCGGUACAGUAUACAGUACUCCAAAUCAGAGUUCAAAACAUUUUUAAAACAUGGAAAAAAGUUUCUUAUUGUCAGCGGAGAAGUUGGACGAACUAUUCGUGCAGGAGGUGGCCUGCGUGGUGCACCUUGUAUGUAGGCUGCCCACUAAAGACCAGGUCAUCCCUAUCUGUGUUACUUGGCUAAAGAUAUUCCAGCGGGCAAAAGUCGAAGAGCUAUUUGCGCGGAACUCCAUGCUGCUGCUUCUGCACAAGCAGCUGAAUGAUCGACACACACUGGAUUAUCCAUUCACAGACCAUGAGUGUACGAAAAUGGAUUUGCGCGCUCUCCACCACAUAAGCUUGGGUAUGAAUAAGAGGACAAGGUCGGCAGAGGAAAAAGGACGAGAAAUCUGUGAACGCUCGUCGCUGAAUGAGUUGUACUCGCUCAGAUGCUGCAACAACAACUUAGACAUGACGCAGGGAUUGAUAGAAACAAAUCAAGCUUUGACUCGGAAAUGGCAAGCGCUUCAGCUUCAGAAUCAGAAAUUACAGGACCAACUUAAGCAGAUUGAGAAAGCCAAGCAAUUACAAAUUGAGCAGAUCGGCAUGCUGGACAGGGAGUACUGCUACUUGAAGCGCACAUUCGCCUGCUCCGCAAUAAAAGCCUUGAAGCUUCUAUGCACCGGUUACGAUCCAGCCAAAUUUUUUGAUAUCAUUUACAAAGUUCUUUGUUGUGAAAAAUCUGACAUUGAGCAGACCAAGUUCUUGGGGAAACAAUUCAACGACCUGCUUCAAGCCCACGUCGCUCAUUACCAGCGUAAGCAGCUAGCUUUCUUUUUGGAGCUGGCCAAUCAAAAGUAUGAUGAGCUCCGGGCGAAGGCCAGUAAGAGGUACAAGGUUAUGGUCGACAUGAAGCUAGAUGCCGAGGAGAAGGAGAUUAUCCUGAAUGCUAUGCGGAAUAUGGCAGUGCUGCGCAAGGUUUUUAUAGCCACAUUUAAGGGCAAGUCAAGCACGAAGCAGGCAGCCCUCAAGUUCCUGCAGCUUAGCUACCAGCAAAUGGCCAAGAUGUUGACAGAAGAAAGGGAUGCCGCCUUACCUGGGAAUUAGACGUUCGCAUUGCAGCAUGUGCUCCAGAUUGAGGAUUU